This is a messenger RNA of Odocoileus virginianus texanus, 2340 nucleotides long. RefSeq names its product potassium two pore domain channel subfamily K member 2 (gene KCNK2). Gene Ontology annotation, biological process: potassium ion transmembrane transport; stabilization of membrane potential. The record is from RefSeq and is a predicted model, not a curated record. Gene Ontology annotation, molecular function: potassium ion leak channel activity; outward rectifier potassium channel activity. NCBI's taxonomy places the organism in Eukaryota, Metazoa, Chordata, Mammalia, Artiodactyla, Cervidae. Gene Ontology annotation, cellular component: plasma membrane.
UGCCUGCCUGUGCAGCUCGGAGCGCGCAGCCCGUCUCUGAAUAAGAAGUGAGUACAAUGGCGUGUUGUUUGUAAAAGCUUCAAGUCCGUCUUUAAAAAAAAAAAAAAAUUGUGAAUGCUGCAUGCCUCAUGCUUCCCAGCGCCUCGCGGGAGAGAGCCGGCUAUAGAGCAGGAGUGGCGGCCCCUGAUUUGCUGGAUCCUAAGUCUGCUGCUCAGAACUCCAAACCCAGGCUGUCCUUCUCCACCAAACCCACCGUGCUUGCUUCCCGGGUGGAGAGUGACACGACCAUCAAUGUUAUGAAAUGGAAGACGGUCUCCACGAUUUUCCUGGUGGUUGUCCUCUAUCUCAUCAUCGGCGCCACCGUGUUCAAAGCCUUGGAGCAGCCUCACGAGAUUUCCCAGCGGACCACCAUCGUGAUCCAGAAGCAGACGUUUAUUUCCCAGCACGCCUGUGUCAACUCAACCGAGCUUGACGAACUCAUCCAGCAAAUAGUGGCAGCAAUAAAUGCAGGGAUUAUACCUUUAGGAAACACCUCCAAUCAAAUCAGUCACUGGGAUUUGGGAAGUUCCUUCUUCUUUGCUGGCACUGUUAUUACAACCAUAGGAUUUGGAAACAUCUCACCACGCACAGAAGGGGGGAAAAUAUUCUGUAUCAUCUAUGCCUUACUGGGAAUUCCCCUCUUUGGCUUUCUGUUGGCUGGAGUUGGAGAUCAACUAGGGACCAUAUUUGGAAAAGGAAUUGCAAAAGUGGAAGAUACAUUUAUUAAGUGGAAUGUUAGUCAAACCAAGAUACGAAUCAUCUCAACAAUCAUCUUUAUUCUGUUCGGCUGUGUACUCUUCGUCGCUCUGCCUGCAAUCAUAUUCAAGCACAUAGAAGGCUGGAGUGCCCUGGACGCCAUUUAUUUUGUGGUUAUCACCUUAACCACCAUUGGCUUUGGUGACUACGUCGCAGGUGGAUCGGAUAUUGAGUACCUAGACUUCUAUAAGCCUGUUGUGUGGUUUUGGAUCCUUGUAGGGCUUGCUUACUUCGCUGCUGUCCUGAGUAUGAUUGGAGACUGGCUCCGAGUGAUAUCAAAAAAGACAAAGGAAGAGGUGGGAGAGUUCAGAGCCCAUGCUGCUGAGUGGACGGCCAACGUCACGGCUGAAUUCAAGGAAACCAGGAGGCGGCUGAGCGUGGAGAUUUAUGACAAGUUCCAGCGCGCCACCUCCAUCAAGCGGAAGCUCUCUGCAGAACUGGCUGGGAACCACAACCAGGAGCUGACUCCCUGUAGGAGGACCCUGUCCGUGAACCACCUGGCCAGCGAGAGGGACGUCCUGCCUUCCUUACUGAAAACAGAAAGUAUCUAUUUGAACGGAUUGACACCACAUUGUGCAGGCGAGGAAAUUGCUGUUAUUGAGAACAUUAAGUAGCCCUCUCUUUGAAGAGCCUCAGGCAUAGCCAUUAGGUGAGGACUUCUAUAUGCUCUUUAUGACUGUUGCUGGUAGCAUUUUUAAAAUUGUGCAUGAGCUCCAAAGGGGGAAAAAAAAUAGAUACACCCAUCAUGGUCAUCUGCCAUCAAGAGAAUUUGGAAUUCUGAGCCAGCACUAUUUUUUUUUUUUUUUUUGAUGAUGCUUGUUGGAACAGUCCACUUUCUUUGACAAGUGGACUAAAACAAGCGAUGUCUGAUGCCUUUUUUGUGCCCAGACUGUUUUCCCCCCUCUUUUCCUAAUGUGCCAUAAGGCCUCAGAAUGAAUUAUAAUUGUUUCUGGUAAUAAUGUAGCUUUGAGGGAUCAGUCCUUACUUUUCAGGGUCUACCUAACUGAGCCUAGAUAUGGACCAUUUAUGGAUGACAACAUUUCUUUUUGUAAAUGGCAAGAAAUUCUUAUGCAGCCUUUUACCUAAGAAAUUUUCUGUCAGUGCCUUAUCUUAUGAAGAAACAGAACCUCUCUAGCUAAUGUGUGGUUUCUCCUUCCCUGCCCCACCCCUAGGCUCAACUCCACAGUCCUUUUCCCCACAACUCCCGUUUGAAUACCAUACCUUGCUGGAAAAGUGUGUAAAAUGACCGAAGUGAUGAUGCCCGAAGAAGGAAUAGAUGCCAAAUUAGAUGGACACUGAAGCAACACUCAGAAACCCUAGCGUUACAGGCACUGCAGAGAAAUGAGGUGCAGAGAUGGCCCCUCUGAGUAUUUAUUUGACUCGGGUACCAAUGGUACAUGUAUACAGUGUAAUUAUUACCAGGCCAGUAAAAUUGACUGCUCCCAAACAGUCCCUUUUUUUCCUGGCAGUAUUUAAAAUUUAUCAUUUAUUACUAUGAUGUAUAUAUAUAUGUGUGUAUAUACAUAUAUAUAUAUAUACACAUCU